GUGUUCGCCGUAGGAUACGGUUUCCAGGUUCAACGAUCCACUCCACACGCACCCCUUCUUAGUCUGUCGGUCGCCAGAGCAAUGUUGCCGACGUUACCUCGCUCGAGCCGGAAGGAGUGACAAGCUGCGACAUUUCGCGUAUGGUGUCCCUUCAGCCGCGCAACAGCGGCUCCCCCAAGGUCGCUACGCGAUCGUCGUCGUCGGAUGGCGGCAAGCCGCGCUUUCUGUCGGCCGCCAUGUCCGCCGUCACGGAGCGCAACCGCUUCACGGAGAUCGUCUUCGCGGCGCUGCUGCUAUCCGCUUCGCUGCGCAUCUGGCUCGACCUGCGCCUCCACGCCCCGCGCGCCGCCUCCCUCCCCUGCCACACCGACGGCUCGCUUCAGCUGACCGACCAAUCGGUGUCAGCCACGUCAGCAUACCGCAACGACAGCGUCGUAGCGCUGCCCGGUCGCGCGUGGCGGCUGCCGGCGGGAGUAGCGCGGUCGUACGGCGGGCUGGGCGGCGGCAAGGUGGACCCGGCGCGCUUCCGCCUGCACGUGAAGGUGCUGGUCUUCGACCGCCCCGCGUACGCCCUGCGCUGCCUGCGCGCGCUGGCCGACGCGCUGUACGACGCGGAGCCCGUGUACCUCGACGUCUUCGUCGACCACCCCUUCGCGCUGCGCGCCGACGCCGCGCCCUGGUCGCCGCGCACCGCCAGACGCGUGGCGGCCUCCCAUUCGCUGAUGGCGCAGAUCGACGCGUUCGCGUGGCCGCACGGGCCGAAGCGCGUGAUGUACCGGUCGCAGAGCGCGGGGCUGCAGGGGCAGUGGGUGGAGGCGUGGUGGCCAGAGAGCCUUGCUGACGUGGCGCUGAUAGUGGAGGACCACGUGGUGGUGUCGCCCCUGUACUACCGGUACCUGAAGCGCCUGCUGGCGCGGUACUACUUCCGGCGCGGCGAGUUCGACCCGCACAUGCUGGGCGUCUCGCUGCAGCGCCAGUCCUUCGUGCCUGGCCUGGGCGGGGACCCCCUCCCCCCGCUGGCGCACAGCGCGCCGUUUCUCUACACCCUCACGGGCACGUGGGGGCAGGCGCUGCUGCCCGGCCCUUGGCAGCAGUUCCGCGUGUGGCUGGACGAGCGACGCUACAACGGCAGCCGGCAGCCGACUGUGGGGGGACUGAAGACCACGCAGUGGUUCAAAGAUAAGGGCAACCGGCGGUGGUCGCCGUGGGCCAUCAAGUGGGCGUACAGCCACGCCAUGCUCUCGCUCUACCCGCCGCUGCCCGCCAACCUCUCCCUCGCCUUCCCCCUCAAGCGCUCCGCAUCCCCCGCCGACGCCCCCCUCGUGCCCCUGCUGCCGGGGAUGGGCGCACCUGGAGGGAGGGCACAGCUGGGGGGCACGGGUGGAGGAGGCGGGGGCGGAGAGGAGGGGGGCGGGGAGGGGGGGGUGGAGGGCGCAGUGAGGGCGUGGGUGGAGGGGCGGCUGCCGCGCAUGGCGCAGGUGCGGCGCUUCGACCUGUGUGCGCGCCAGCUGAGGCACCUGCCCGUGGGGCGGUCGCUGGACGAUCUGCACUCGCUGCUGGCCGCCACGCACCAGGACAAGCGCGUCUCGCUGGUGGUGGUGCCGCGGGGAUCCAAGGACCUGCUCAACAACUGGCUCUGCCACCUGGACGGCAGCGGCCUGCGCUCAUUCGUCCUCAUCGUCCCCCAUGCCAGCCUGGCAGCUGAGCUGUCCGCACGUGGCCUCGCAGCCUUCCACCUGCCGCCAAUCAGCAGGCGCCAGGCGGCACAGGGGCUGGGGCAGCUGGCAGCGAGGGGAGGGUUGAAGGCAGUGAGGGAGAAGGAGGUGCAGGGGGGGAUGGAGGAAGGGGAGGAGGGGGAGGAGGUGGACGCUGGUGGAGCAGUGGAGGGGGAAGGGGGGGAGGAGGAGGAGGAGGAGGAGGAGGAGGAGGAGGGCAUGCAGAGGGGGGACGGGCGCAACUGGUGGACGGCGCGGCACAUAGAGGUGGUGGUGGCGGCGCUUUCGCAGGGCUUUGAUGUGUCCCUCAGCAACGUGGACGCCGUGUGGCGGGGCGACCCCAUGGCCACAGACGCCCAGGGGCUCAUCCCUGCUGACGUGGACAUGUGGGGCCACCUCAACACUGCUGAUGUGGCCUCCAGCUAUUUUGUGAUUCGCUCCCGUGCUGCUACAGUGUCAGCAUGGGGCCAGCUGGCAAAGCUGUGUGCGCAGGCGUCCAAAGGUGGAGCCAAGGGGGACAUGGACAGGGGGGAGGUGGGGUGUGGGGAGCCCGGGAGUGGCGUGCAGCAGAGGCAGAUGCGCGUGCUUCUGACUCAGGCAAUGCACUUCAAAGAGGUGCCCUCCAUACCCUUCACACGCGACGGAGCCGUGCGAGUGCCCAAAGGCACACUGCUGCCGGCCUUGCUACCACCCCAAUCCCUGACCAAGGGUGGUAAGGUAAAAGCAAUGGACAGCAUUGGACUUUGGGUGAUUGAUGACUUUGACCUUGCCUGUAAGGCUGUGACAUGCAAAAGGAGGUUGUAUACUGCUGGUUCUGAUUAAUACGAGUGUAUUCUAGAUUGGAAGUAUUAAAUU
This is a messenger RNA of Closterium sp. NIES-67, 2570 nucleotides long. The record is from the annotation of a GenBank genome assembly. NCBI's taxonomy places the organism in Eukaryota, Viridiplantae, Streptophyta, Zygnematophyceae, Desmidiales, Closteriaceae.